Messenger RNA from Diaporthe citri, 912 nucleotides. RefSeq lists its product as uncharacterized. The record is from RefSeq and is a predicted model, not a curated record. The transcript has 2 exons. The coding region runs from base 1 to 912 and encodes 303 amino acids. Lineage: Eukaryota; Fungi; Ascomycota; Sordariomycetes; Diaporthales; Diaporthaceae.
AUGCCCCUGACGACAAUAUCCAUCCUGGCACCAUUCAGUGCCCUGAUAAUGAGCAUCGUGUUCGUCGUAUACUUCGCCAUCCGAUUUUACGUCCUGGAAGGAUUCUUGCUCAAGAGGAUAUAUGGCGCAACAUACACGACCAUGGACGAGACAGUGCGGAGGGGGUUCGUCAACCAUCACAUAGCAGGCGGCACCAAGAUUCUAAUACUCGUUGCGGCCAUCUACCCCUUCAUCUCUGUUGUUUUCGGAACAGCCACCUUCCAUACUCGCUUUUCCGGAACGACAUCGCCAGUCACGAUGGGCGACAUCCUGAUUGUCGUGUCACAGAUGCUCAUGGCAAUGUACAUUUUCGAGCUCUUCUAUCGGCCCAAGAUAUCCCCAGUCAGCGUCGGACAUCACGUGGGCACCAUCAUGAUCGGGCAGUCGGCAAUUGCAAUCAGCCUAGAUCUCAUUAGAGAGCCAGACGCUGACAUUGAGUUCUCUCUCUGCUUGGUGUGGGGUGCUUUUGAUAUCAUCGCCGAGUUCUUGCCACAUGUCACUAUCAUAUUGUAUAGAGUCUACCCUAACUCGCAUAACUUCCUCCGAAGGCUUUUCCUUGCAGCCAUGACCACAACCUUGAGCGGAACAAUAGCCGAGACAAUUGUAACGAUGUACAUGUUCGGCUCCUUAUGGAACAGAUGGACGCUGGCGUUCAAGAUCACGACUCCCAUGCUCCACAUCCUCUUCGCCGCGGCUCAGCUCUGGGGCUCGUGGAACUUCUACUGCCUCUACCACAAGCAAUGCAGACUCUUAGUCGCAGGAAGGUCCCAUGACACUCACGCGGCUGAGGAAACCAAGCCGGCAAGGGAUCAUCGCUCUGAUCCGGAGAAUCUGUGGCCCGUGGGAGAUCCUCAGAGGGUUCAGGUUGGUUAA